AUGGCGCUGGAUGUAGGAGAUGAAACUGACGAGUGGGCCCCACUGCCAGCGAGAGAAUCUGUAGGACCCGGCUGUCAUGGAGGAAGAAGAGAGAAGGUGGUCAGGAAAAUACAGAACAAAAAUGUUAAAAUUGUAGGCGUCAUUCUAAAAGUGAUAUUCAAACGAGUGUCAUUCAUUAUUCAUUAUAAUGGUAAAAAUUGUAAAAACCCCAUACUCAGUCCCCCAUUCUCACGAGCACCACUUCCAUAUCCAGGUAGACACAGGCCGCCGUCGCCCCUUCCCAGCACAAGGCCGCUGCCGCCCCUUCGCAGCACCACCACGCCCCGUCCAGCACCGGUCGCCGCCGCCGGCCCGCCGCCUCCCUCGCCCCUCCGUCAUCCCCUCCCCUCCGACCCAGAGCGCUGCGCCGCCGCGCGCGCCCAGGGAGGGCGACAGAGCGCGGGCGCGGCCGCCGUGCAGGGGCACGUGCUCCCCAACGCGCUCGACACCACCGCCAUCGACUGGGUCAACGCCGCGGAGCUCCCGUCCCCCGUGAACCCCGGCAGCGCCGUGCGGCUCACGCUCGCCAAGGUGAAGGAGGGGGUGGAGCUCGCGCAGCAUCGCCGCCCAGCCCCGGCCCCGGCGCCGGAGCUCUUCGCGCCCGUGGCGGCGGCUCCGGCGGCGGCUAAGAGGAAGGCGGCGCCGGAGGGGGCAGCCGUCAAGGCGGAGGCCGACGCCAACGCCAAGCCCGCGCGCAAGGUGUCGGGUGCAUUCAUGCCACCGAUGUUGGCGAGAUCACCGGACGACUCGGCGGAGAAGCCCGCGGCGUUCCCAGUCCCAGACCUGACCCUCUCAUCCCCAGCGAUCGACGCCGCCUGCCCUGCCGCCCCGAGUGCCACCAGCAGCGCCGUCACGGACGGGGGCACCGUGGCGCAGCGCCUGCGCCUGCGCCAGCACCACCAGCAGCAGCAGCCGGCGCAGCAGAGGAAGGCCCGGCGGUGCUGGUCACCCGAGCUCCGCCGCCAGUUCGUCGUCGCGAUCCAGCAGCUCGGCGGAGCGCAAGUUGCCACGCCAAAGAAGAUCAGGCAGCUGAUGAAGGUGGACGGGCUGACGCACGACGAGGUGAAGAGCCACCUGCAGAAGUACCGGCUGCACACGCGGCGGGCGUCAUCGUCAGAUGGCGGUGACCUCCAGGCUGCGCCGGAGCAGCAGGACGCGACGUCGCAGCACAGCAUGUCGCAGUCGGGGUCGCCCCAGGGGCCCCUGCAGCUGACGGUGUCGAGUCGGGCCAUGUCGGCGACCGCCGGGGACAGCUGCGACGGCGACGAGGCGGAGGGCGGCAGGUCCGAGAGCUACGGUUUCGGGGCGCAGCACGGGACCAAGGCCUCGUUGUCCUGAAAAUCCUGCUCUAUUGGUCCUUGGCACAGCAGCAGUAUAGAAGAAGAAGAUGGAUGCAGCAGCAUUAUGAUGAGAUGAUGGAAACCACAUACUCCGCAGAUGAGAGGCAUGUUGAGAGGAUUCUUUUUUUUUUUUUUUUUUUUGCAGAUGAACUGAUGCGAGUGAUUUGUCGAGUGUUUGUUUGUAGGUGUGAGAUAUGAGAUGAGAUGUUGCUACAUUAGAUUGCAGAAAUCUUCAGGUUGAGUCGAAUCAGCAUGGUCGAGAGGCCGAUCGGUUUUACAUUUUAGGAAGAUUGCUGGGCUUGUUGCUUGUUAAUGGAGCUACCCAUCUGCUGAUCUCGCCUGUUCUUUUGCAAUCGGAUGCAGAUUCAUUCACCCGGUCA
Panicum virgatum (switchgrass) is the source of this 1759-nucleotide messenger RNA. Its product is annotated as serine/arginine repetitive matrix protein 1-like. Gene Ontology annotation, biological process: regulation of DNA-templated transcription. The transcript has 4 exons. Gene Ontology annotation, molecular function: DNA-binding transcription factor activity; DNA binding. The coding region runs from base 1 to 1377 and encodes 458 amino acids. NCBI's taxonomy places the organism in Eukaryota, Viridiplantae, Streptophyta, Magnoliopsida, Poales, Poaceae. The record is from RefSeq and is a predicted model, not a curated record.